GGCGGCAGCGGCUGCGGUGGCGGCAGCCCAGGCGCGCGGGGCGGGGGCGCGGGGCGCGGGGCGCGGCGCUCGGAGGAGUCCGCGCGGGGCCGGAGCCCGAGGAACGCGGGCGGGCGGCGAGCGGGAGCCCGGGGCCCGGCCAUGGCCAAGGCGGGCUGUGCAGGUGGCCCUCCCCCGGGGGGCGGUGCCCCCUGGCACCUUCGAAAUGUCCUCAGCAACUCAGUGGACAGCUCGGACGAUGAAUUCUUCGAUGCUAGAGAGGAGAUGGCUGAUGGGAAGAAUGCCAUUCUUAUUGGGAUGAGCCAGUGGAAUUCCAAUGACCUGGUGGAACAGAUGGAGACUAUGGGGAAAUUGGAAGAACAUCAAGAAGGAACGACACCAUGCACAUCCAGCAUCCUCCAGGAGAAGCAACGGGAGCUAUACCGGGUCUCCUUGAGAAGACAGAGGUUCCCGGCCCAGGGAAGCAUCGAGAUCCAUGAAGACAAUGAGGAAGGCUGCCCACAGCGCUCCUGCAAGACACAUGUCCUCCUGCUGGUGCUGCAUGGGGGGAACAUCCUGGACACAGGCUCGGGGGACCCUUCCUGCAAGGCGGCUGACAUCCACACCUUUAGCUCCGUGCUGGAGAAGGUCAUGCGUGCCCACUUCCCCGCGGCCCUGGGUCACAUCCUCAUCAAGUUUGUCCCCUGCCCAGCCAUCUGCUCUGAGGCUUUCUCCCUGGUCUCUAACCUCAACCCCUACAGCCACGAUGAGGGCUGUCUCAGCAGCAGCCAGGACCACGUCCCUUUGGCCGCCCUGCCCCUGUUGGCCAUCUCCUCCCCGCAGUACCAGGAUGCGGUUGCCACUGUCAUCGAGAGAACCAACCAGGUCUACGCAGAGUUCCUCAAGUCCCCUGAUGGGAUUGGCUUCAGUGGGCAGGUGUGUCUCAUUGGGGACUGUGUGGGGGGCCUCCUGGCCUUCGAUGCCAUCUGCUACAGCGCUGGUCCCUCAGGUGACAGCCCUGGCAGCAGCAGCAGGAAGGGGAGCAUCAGCAGCACCCAGGACACCUCAGUUCUGGUGGAAGAGGAAUGUAGCCUAGCCAGCACCAAGCGUCUCAGCAAAAGCAGCAUCAAUGUCUCCGGUGUAUUAGAGGAUGAAGAGCCCAAGAGGCCGUUGUCACGGAAACAGAGCGACUCUUCCACCUAUGACUGUGAGGCCAUCACCCAGCAUCAUGCCUUCCUAUCAAGCAUCCACUCGAGUGUGUUGAAGGAUGAGGCUGAGUCCCCUACAGCCGGGGGACCGCAGCUCCCGGAGGUCAGCCUGGGUCGUCUGGACUUCGAUGUGUCUGACUUCUUCCUCUUCGGCUCACCCCUGGGGCUGGUCCUGGCCAUGCGCAGGACAGUGCUGCCCGGGUUGGAUGGCCUCCAGGUCCGCCCUGCCUGCAGCCAGGUCUACAGCUUCUUUCACUGCGCAGACCCCUCUGCCUCCAGGCUUGAGCCGCUGCUGGAGCCCAAGUUCCACCUGGUGCCGCCCGUCAGCGUACCUCGCUAUCAGAGGUUCCCCCUUGGCGAUGGACAGUCCCUCCUGCUUGCGGACGCCCUGCACACCCACAGCUCCCUCUUCCUGGAGGACAACUCCCAGGGCAGCCCCCCUCUGCUGGACGCCCCCACAUCGCCCCCUCCAGCCCCCAGGUCCCAGCGCCUGGCACGGAGGAUGAGCCAGGGUAGCUCCCACAGCGACAGCUCUGAGUCAUCAGACAGCCUGGCACCCAUGAGUGCCUCCUGCAUCACCGCCAAGUGGUGGGGCACCAAACGCAUCGACUACGCCCUGUACUGCCCCGAUGUCCUCACAGCCUUCCCCACCGUGGCCCUGCCCCACCUCUUCCACGCCAGCUACUGGGAGUCCACAGAUGUGGUGGCCUUCAUUCUGAGACAGGUGAUGCGCUUUGAAAGCGUGAAUGUCAAGGAGAGUGCUGGCUUGGAUCCUGCGGCACUGAGCCCCACCAAUGCCCGGGAGAAGUGGCUUCGCAAGAGGACCCAGGUCAAGCUGCGGAACGUCACUGCCAACCACCGGGCCAAUGAUGUGAUCGCCGCCGAAGAAGGCCCCCAGGUUCUGGUGGGGCGCUUCAUGUACGGACCCCUGGACAUGGUGGCUCUGACUGGAGAGAAGGUGGACAUCCUGGUGAUGGCUGAGCCGUCCUCGGGCCGCUGGGUGCACCUGGAUACAGAAAUUACCAACAGCAGCGGGAGAAUCACCUACAGUGUGCCGCGGCCCCGGCGCCUGGGGGUGGGUGUCUACCCCGUGAAGAUGGUCGUCAGAGGUGACCAGACGUGUGCCAUGAGCUACCUCACUGUCCUGCCCCGGGGCAUGGAGUGCGUCGUGUUCAGCAUAGACGGGUCCUUCGCAGCCAGCGUGUCUAUCAUGGGAAGCGACCCCAAGGUCCGGCCAGGGGCAGUGGAUGUUGUUCGGCACUGGCAGGACCUGGGCUACAUGAUCCUGUACAUCACGGGGCGCCCGGACAUGCAGAAGCAGCGGGUGGUGUCAUGGCUCUCCCAGCACAACUUCCCACAGGGCAUGAUCUUCUUCUCGGACGGGCUGGUGCACGACCCGCUAAGGCAGAAGGCCAUCUUCCUCCGUAAUCUCAUGCAGGAGUGCUUCAUCAAAAUCAGCGCCGCCUAUGGCUCCAUGAAGGACAUCUCUGUGUACAGUGUGCUGGGCUUACCACCCUCCCAGAUUUUCAUUGUGGGCCGGCCGACUAAGAAAUAUCAAACCCAGUGCCAGUUCCUGAGCGAGGGCUACGCUGUGCACCUGGCGGCCCUGGAGGCCAGCCACCGCUCACGCCCCAAGAAGAACAACUCGCGCAUGAUCCUGCGCAAGGGCAGCUUCGGCCUGCACGCCCAGCCCGAGUUCCUGCGGAAGCGCAACCACCUGCGCAGGACCAUGUCGGUGCAGCAGCCCGACCCGCCCGCCAACCCCAAGCCCGAGCGGGCGCAGAGCCAGCCCGAGUCCGACAAGGACCACGAGCGGCCCGCGCUCAGCUGGGCGCGUGGGCCGCCCAAGUUCGAGUCAGUGCCCUGAAUGGCCGGGCUGUGCACAGAGCAAGGGGAGGGGCCGUACCAGGCUGCCUGUGGGUGCCCGAGGGGCUGCCUUCUCCCCGACACGGGCCUUUACCUGCUUUUUCCCUCCCGUGUCUGUCCAGCAGUGUCCGACCAGAGCGGGGAGGGACCCUGUCUGGCCUUGGGGGGAAUCCCCGGGCUGCUAGGGGGUGAAAUUGCGGGGUCUCUGCACAGCUGCAGCUGCUUCCCCCAAGCCCCCCUACAGGUGCCUGUGACCUCAAGUCGAGGCUGGGCUGGUGUUUGUGUAAUCCUAGGGGGGAGGGCGGCCUGCUGGGAGCUGGAGCUUUUUGACAAAGUCGACCAUCUUUCCAAGUUGCCCAGGCUUCAGUAGAGACGCUAGGCAGGUCCAAAAGGGAGACGUCCCCAGCCACAAGAGGGUGCAGGUUCCCCACUUGAGGGGCAAGUGGCAUUCAUGCCGACCCUCACCAUGACAUCCUGGCUCCUCAUGCUGGGCCUGGCUUUCCAAGGCAAAGGAGCCACUUUCUGAGGAUGUCCUCUGUCCACAGGGUCCCUCCAGGGCCCUGGAGGGGGAGGGCUGGGGUCUGGUGCUGACAUCCUCCUGCAGCUGUCCAUUAUCCCCUGGUCUUGUCCUCUGUAGCCUCACUGUUCUCCUGUGGUCCCAGAGGACAGGCAUUUCUUUUCCCAGAGUCCCACCUGGUGCCCUCCCCUGUGAGGCUGUGGCCGUGGGCUCUGGCCUAGCUGGGCCAGUUGUGGGCCCUGACGCCAGUUGCUUGCCCUCUCUGGGCCUGCUGCCUUGUGUGACUGGAGAGCGUUUUCCCAGCUGAGACUGGAGCACAUUUUUUUUUUUAAUUCCAAGGCUGACCUGCCCGUCACCCCCCAGGCUGUUCAGGCCCAAAAACCCCUCAGAUUACCCCAGGAUCUAUACUUGCUAUGCAGCCUGGGGUGCAGAAAAUAGGGGUGAGGUGGUGAGGAGCUCAUGCCCCACCACUGCAGGUAAAGCCCCUCUGGGAGGGGUUGUGGGUGGAUCCCUGCUCCACAGAGAGGCUUGCUUUGCCCCCACACCCAAACCUGGUAUCCCAAGGGCAGAUGCCCCACACACCCUCAAAAGGUACCAAUCUGAGCCCCUCAUCCCAAACUCUGUUCAUACUGAUUUCCCCCAUUUGACUCCCAGAAAACUUAGAAUUGCAACUCCAGGUUUCUGAGACUUCGUCUAAUUUUGGUUCAAACUGUUGUCCUGUCCUCCCUUCCCUGCCAUUCAGUGUGGUUUGUGCCCAUCACCUCCUUCUGGGUCACCCCUGAAGCUAGCAGAUCUUGGCUUUCCUGGGAGCUAUCAAAGCCUUCCCAGGCCUUGCUGCUGCUGAGCCCUUGGCCUGGGCAUGGGCCUCCUGCCCCCUGGCCCACACCUGUGGUGUGGGACUGUACGCCAGCCUUUGAGCUCCUGAAGGCUGUCACUGAGGUCAGCCCCUCUUUCAGGCAGGGCUGUGUGUCAGGCCCACCUGCCUUAAGGGGGCCCUGCAGGCAUCUGUGUCUGCCCAGUGUCGCUUCUGCUCAAUGUCUACCUCUCACAGCUCCCAUGCAGCCGGUCCUCUGACAGCGGCUGCUGCUGGGGGCAACUGGCACCCUUAUGAGUCACUUGGAAGACUGGGUGCCCUGCUGGGGCUGGAGGGGGUCUGGGCCCCCAGUCCACACUCAUCUCUCCACUGGAAAUGUGUCCUCUUCAGUCUGCCAGCUCCUGUCACAUCUGCCUGACUCGUCUGCUCUCAGCUCCACUGUCAGUCCCAAAUCUGCACCCAAACCCAGAGCUGCUGGUAUUUCUGGGGGGUGGAGGGCACCCCCAAACACACAGUCUCCUUUCUGGGUCUGCCUCCAGGAAGUUCAUGCUCUCUUUGACCAUUUCAGCAUUCUUGGCUCUUCAUAAGGCACUGACUCAUAUGACAUAGCCUCCUGAACCCCAGCCUCACACCCCCACCCCCCCAUUCACAGUAGGCCCUGAGUUAAAACUGGGCAGACUUAGUCUGCUUCUCUGUAACUCGACUGUCUCUUUGCAGAUUACUCUGAAAUGACUAAAUAACCAAUGUGAGAUACUUUCUUCCAGCUAGACUCCCUCUUCAUUCUGAGAACCCCAUGCUAGCUAGGAGCAGAAGGGCCUGGAUCCUGGGGAUUUGGAGUCCACAUGGCUGCACAUCUGGGGGUCUGGAGGUGGGUCCCCGACUGGGGUUCGUCUCCCCCCUCUGAAGUGCCCAUGGUGUACAGUGAGCCUUUGUGAACCUUUUGCCCUCGGAGCUUUAGUUGGCAUACGUGAGUACUUACGUGUGGUUCUGUAUAGUGAACAGACCCUUAAACUUAUCUUCCAGUACUGCUUUUACAGCACCCCUGUAACCAGUAUGCACUUUCUGUUCUAGUGGUUUUGUUCAGUUCUGUCUGUCCACUUCAGUUGGAUAAAAACAAAGAACCCAGUUGUGUUGUUUUCCGUAGGGGAUGCCUCUGCCUCUCCCUGACUAGUUCUGUGAAUCUCCCUCCUAGUCUGGCUGUUUUCUAGAGAAUUCUUCCAGUUCCUGGCUGUGCCUGCUCCUCAGGACCUGGGAACAGAUCUUCCUGCCUGACCAAAGCUCCUUGUUCUCACGUGGCAUGUUUGUUCUUCCCACUUGGUGGCUGUCCUGAAUGAGGACCCCUUGUUGCCUUCCUCUGCCACUCCCCAGCUGGGGGUCCAGGGUGCAUCCAUAGUUAGGGCUGGCUCUUCUGCCAUCACGUUUUCUCCCCGCCCCCUUAGAGCUCUCAACUCUUAACAUAAACUCCACAAAUUAGAAAAAAGAAAGAACGAAAGAAAAAUCUUAUCAUGUAUUUGGAUGACUCACCCUUCUAUCUGGGUGCUGGGCUGCAGAAAACAAAGCUGUCUGAACCCCAGAUUGCUGAGGGCUGAUACUCUGAGAGGAGCCUGGAGCUCAUGGUUUUGAAACUGCAUUCCUCCUCCUACUCGGGGGUCCAUGCCCACACUCUGCCAACAAAACAUAGCUUCUCGAGUUUCUCCGUGAAAGCUGAACCCUCAGGUAGGUGAGGGCCCCAGAUGUGGCGCCGAUUCUGCAUGGAUGCCAUCCCACCCAACCCAGGUUGUAGCCCCAGCAGGUUGGGGCUCCCUGGCGGCAAAGGGGGCGUCCCAGCUGACCCCCGCCUUAAACAACUUAGCAGCUUUCGAGCCAAAUCCUUUGGCUCAGCCCCUUCUGCUUCCAGGCUUGGGGGAACUUUGCUAAAUUUCACAGUUCAGUCUAAGCAGCACAGCCUGGCCUGAGCCCUAUUCUCUUUGCUGAGAAGCCAACAGGGUGUUUGAGAGGAAAAAUCAUUUUAGCAGAGAAGCACAUGGCACCAAGGAGAGGCAGGAGUGGAGGGUGGCUCGCUCAUGGGGAUACCCACCCUGGGACCCCACUGUCCUUUUUCUCUUUGUCUACUUGGUGUUGGCAGCCUAUCUGAUCUUGUCUGUGGUCUGACGGUUCCUUAGCGUGUAACUUCCAGUAUUACCUGUGGUGGCUGGCUCUGUGGUGACAAAGAGGUUUAUUCUACUCCUCAUGGCUGCCUUGUACAAAAUCCGUUAGAAAAGGGGAAAAAAAGAAAAAUAACCAGAUUUCUAACAAGACAAAAACAGCGUUAUGGAGUUAAAAAAUGAUUUUUACCACUGGUUUUGAUUUUGAUGUGAGCUGGUUUUUAACUCAAAUGUUGUCACUUAAAUAAAGACCUUAUUUGCCUUUGAAA
Erinaceus europaeus (western European hedgehog) is the source of this 6797-nucleotide messenger RNA. It is a transcript of the gene PITPNM3, whose product is annotated as PITPNM family member 3. Gene Ontology annotation, cellular component: cytoplasm. The coding region runs from base 142 to 3054 and encodes 970 amino acids. Gene Ontology annotation, biological process: phospholipid transport. The transcript has 20 exons. NCBI's taxonomy places the organism in Eukaryota, Metazoa, Chordata, Mammalia, Eulipotyphla, Erinaceidae. The record is from RefSeq and is a predicted model, not a curated record. Gene Ontology annotation, molecular function: phosphatidylcholine intramembrane carrier activity; metal ion binding; phosphatidylcholine binding.